Messenger RNA from Funneliformis caledonium, 199 nucleotides. NCBI's taxonomy places the organism in Eukaryota, Fungi, Glomeromycota, Glomeromycetes, Glomerales, Glomeraceae. The record is from the annotation of a GenBank genome assembly.
ACCAAGACAAAAUAUGUCUUUCAUGACUUGCUACAACUGUAAUAGGGAAUGCCACAUAGCUAGAUAUUACCCUCAACCUCAUCAACAAUUAAGAGGAACUGAUAGAAGACCUCAUUAUGAUAAUACAAGAGAUGUAUAUCUUGCUGACCAAUAUUAUGAGGAAGAAUAUAAUGAUGAGAAAUAUACUUCAGAAAAAUAA